GCAAUGGCCAAGACGUCACCCGACGGUGUGGAUAGCGGUCUGUUGCUCAGUUAUUUUUCGCUUUUUGUUAAGGCAACGCGACUGCAGCAGCGGCAACGGAAAGCCACGCGGCCGCGUCCCCCGUAACAGUCUAUCUCUCUCCGUCGUCUCUCCGUGUAGUUAAUCAGUCCUCCUUUCGCACCCCACACCACCCCCCCGACGGUCAUUCCUCCACCAUCGCCCUCCCUCUCACUCUGUCGCGAGUCGCACUGUCUGCGAGGCGUUCGCGUUCUCGCUUUUACACGCAGCAACUGUCUGGCAGGCGGGCCUGGAGCAGUGGCUGGAGCGGGACAGCAAACAAGAAACGUUUUUAUUGUUAUUGCCCAACCCCCCUGCCCCAUCCCUUUACCGUACUGUUAUUGUAGUUGUUGUCACUUUUCGUACAUUCCCCUAAAAAGAAAGAAAGAAGUGUAACUAUUUCUCCAUGUAAUUGUGAUUGCGCGUUAUCUAUACAUACAUCUACAUAUGUGUACAUCAUACAUGCAUAAGUACAUGCAUACAUGAGUGAGAGUGCAACGUCAGGGCGUCAGAAAGCACAAAAUAAUUACGAAAUAUUCAACAAAAUUCUGCCUGGCGAGGAGAGCGGCAAGCGUCCGAAGUUCAACGGUGCGGUGCGGGGCGUGGUCUGACGCUUUAAUCUAGAGAAUUCUGUGCGAACGAACCGUUAACAUUUUUAACACUCUGACGGGCGGCAGAAAGGAAAAGACAGCAACAAUUUGACAGCUGUAUCUGAGCGAACGAGCCCGUGCGUGUGAAAGGCAGUCAAAGAGCAAGCAAACAGAAGAGAGAGUGGCGUGACAGGAGGCAAGAGAGUGUCCAUCCACCCGCACAUGCCAGCAAUUUGUUUGAGAACGAAACUGUGAGCAGGGCAGAGCGUAAAGAGCGGAGCGCGACAAGUGCAAGUGCAAAGUGCAUAAAAGGGACAGAAACAGCAACAACAACAACAACGGAACAAGUCAAAAGAGAGGACAAUGAAAGUUAAAGUCGAGCGCAAGACAAUAACAAAAGCGACACCAACAACAAUGAGCAAGCCGAAGCUGGACGAGGAGGAGAGCGAGGAGGCGGCGGCAACGACAGAGCAAUUGGACUUUCUGCCCGCGGAUCUAACGGCAACAACGACAACGAUAGCAGCAGCAACGCCAACAACAGCGGCCGCAGCGGCAGCAGUGCGCAAUCUUAUCCUCGGAACAUUCGAUGGCAUACAGAGUGCACCAACGCUGACGACGCCCACGCUGACGCCGACCACGCUGCGCAGCAUUGAGGAGACAUUCUUCGAGAUGACCAACGAUGCACCAUAUCAGGCCGGCUUCAAGCCACCCCCGCUGGCCCCAUUGGUCAACAACAACAACAACAACAAUGGCAACGGCAAUGGAAAUGGAAAUGGCAACGUUUUGGCAUCAUCCGUGGUACCCACAACAACCACAACGGCCACCAUCAUUGGUGUGAGCAAUCCGCUGAUCAGCCAGCAGCAGCAGCAACAGCAGCAGCAGGUAUUCGAUUGCGGGGCCAGCGUUAUGCCCGGCAGCGAUACGGAGGAGUCCAACGGCUCCUGGGCCGAUGGGCAAAUGAAUGAGGAUCAGAGCAUAUCCGAUACUUCAAGUGGAGCCACAGACAGCACCUCCUAUCAGAACGGACACAUGAUGGGCAACAGCGGCGGCGGCAAUGGCGGCGGUACUGGCGGCGCCAACAACUUCAGCAACGUCCUGGCCGCAGCCGGACGCAACACAAAUACCUCAAACAGUGCCACACCGGCGCGUCGCGGCGGCGGACGGCGCCCGAACAGAUCCGCCAAUAUGACGCCCGAGGAGGAGGAGAAGCGUCGCAUCCGGCGGGAGAGAAACAAGCAGGCGGCGGCACGCUGUCGCAAGCGACGCGUCGACCAGACCAACGAACUCACCGAAGAGGUCGAGCUGCUGGAGAAGCGGGGCGAGAACCUGAAGAAGGAGAUGGAGCUGCUCAACGAGACGAAGAACCAGCUGGAGUACUUCCUGCAGGCACACCGUCCCACGUGCCAGAAGGUGCGUGCCGAUAUGCUCAGCGUGACCACCUGCAACGGGCUGAUCGGGCCACCGGCCCUCCUCAGUGCCGGCAGCUGUGGCAGCGGCAGCAGCCACCACAACAACAACAGCAACAGCAAUGACAGCAGCAGCGGCACGAUCACCGGCCUCGAUGCCACCCUGAACUCCACCGGGCGCAGCAAUUCGCCGCUCGAUCUCAAGCCGGUGCCAAUCGACGAGGAUCUGCUGCUGCACAUCAAGGACGAGCCGCUCGACGGUGCGUUGGACUCGAGCUCCUCGCUCGACCAGGACGGACCGCCGCCGCACAAGCGCUUUGCGCUGCCCAACAUUGCCACGCUGAUGACGCCCACCGGUCCGGCGGGGUCGCUGCAGACGCCCGUCUCGGGCACGGCGCCGCAUGGCUUUGGUAGCUUCCCCACCACCAUCAGCAACAUCAGCAACAUCAGCAGCAUCCACAACGGCCCCACACUUAACUCUCUGAACAAGAUGCCCAAGGAGCGGCCCAACACGCUGGCCUUCCAACGGCCCUUCGGCGGCCAGAUGCAGCUGAGUGGGAGCGGCAGGGCUCCCACGCAGAUACAGGGCGUGCCCAUCCAGACACCGUCGACGGGCACCUUCAACUUUGACUCCCUGAUGGACGGGGGCACCGGGCUGACGCCCGUCUCCGGUCCGCUGAUCCCCAACUGCACCUCGCAGAACAAGCACCCACUGGAGCUGCCCACGCCCACAACCGAGCCGUCCAAGUUGGUCAGCUUAUAACCGGUAUAGGGCCGGGGGCAGGGGCGGGAGCGGGAUCGGCAGCCGACGUACGGCGCUAACAAAGUCAGACUUAAGUUAAGUUUUAUAUAAUGAAUGAACUACGAUUAUGAGUAUAUUGUAUCUACACUUAGGCGACGAACAUUUUGCUAGAUCUAACGAUGUUUUGUUCAUUUUUGUAAUCGUAUCUGUAACGAAUAUUUCGUAGGCCCCCCACCGUCCUGCGGAGGAGAAGGGUACUCUUGUUUUCCGUUUAACUUUAAUGUUUUUGUAUUAUUAUCUUUAUUACGUUUAAUUUAUGAUUUUUCUACGCGUAGUAGUAUGUCUUUAUGCCGGAGGAGUGUUUUGUGCAAUUUUGAAACCUUUUUCAUUUGCGUGUUAUAUUUUCCAAAAAUAUACAUACGACAACAGAUCGGAUCGGAUCGGAUUGGAUCGAUGGACGGAUGGAUGCAUUAUGAUGCAUGCUAGCUCGUUGUAUGCCUGACAUUUUUCAGCCUGAGGCGCAAGCGUCCAGGCCGGAAAAUGCAAAACCGAAUGAUUGGAUGGAAAGGGAUUGAAGUGGAUGGAUGGAAGGAUGCGUUGUGAUAUUUAUUAUAAAACAAAUAAACAAAAAGUAGAAAGCAAACAAAAGAAUUAAACGAAGCGUAUAAUGAAAGGAACUAAGCCGGUUUUAAAAUUGUACAUUUAAACGAAAUUUGCAUAUAUUCAAUACAGAAGAAAUACAAACAUACAAACUACAUACAAUGCCUUGAGAGAGAAUUAAGAAAUGCAACAACAAAUUUAUAUAAAUAUAUACCUACGAUAUGUACGUUUAAACAUUAAACCUAAACAAUAAUCGCGUUGAUUGAUGAUAACGAUGCCAGUUUUAUAUUGAAUCCGUAGCACUUGUGAGACGAUGUGAGACGAUGGGAUGAGAUACAACAAAAUAUUGUAUACUUAUUGUACGACGAUUACUCUGUAAGCCUGCAGUAGAAGAGCCCAAAUAUAUUUUUACUAAACGCAACGAAAGCGCUAUUUUCAAAUACAAUUUAUAAGAACAAACAAAAACCAAUAAUGACAAAGCAAAGCAAUUAUUUAAUAUGUAAUUAAUGUAUUACGCAAAACAAAACGAUCAUAAUAUUAUAAUGCUAUUUCAACAAUAGAUCAGAAUCAGGUAACAGAACAUAGAUGGCCCCUGUGUGGCAGUAUGUUCUACAUUUUCUACAUUUAUCCAAACACACACACCACACACACACACAAAAUAUUGAUCGACAGGAAACUGUAGCAAGAGUUACGAUACGAUGCACUUAUAGGGCAGAAAACACAAACACACACACCAAAAUUGACAAAAAAUAAAUAAAAUAAAAACUA
Messenger RNA from Drosophila pseudoobscura, 4163 nucleotides. RefSeq names its product transcription factor kayak (gene kay). Lineage: Eukaryota; Metazoa; Arthropoda; Insecta; Diptera; Drosophilidae. Bases 1011 to 2816 code for a protein of 601 amino acids. The record is from RefSeq and is a predicted model, not a curated record. The transcript is spliced from 3 exons. Gene Ontology annotation, biological process: regulation of transcription by RNA polymerase II. Gene Ontology annotation, cellular component: nucleus. Gene Ontology annotation, molecular function: DNA-binding transcription factor activity, RNA polymerase II-specific; RNA polymerase II cis-regulatory region sequence-specific DNA binding.